GCUUUAAGAGCACCGGUAGGCCUACGUAGCUAUUUCCGGUGUUACACAAGCCUACAUUCCACUUCCAAAAUGUGGCAUGAGUCAGUUUUCGCGCGCUUUGUUUUAGUUUCGGUUUGGAAUCCAGCUUGUCAGCAUACGGUAGCUUACAAAUACAUGUAACAGCGGUGAGCGAGUGCAGUUUAUAUGAACGUAUGAACCUUACACGGUAGCAUUUUGAAACAGUAGGCUUGUGACAGAGCUUGACAAGAGAGUAUAACUGCACACCCCACGUACAUGUAGUUGUACAUAACUGGUCAUCUAGCUGGAAAUUGUCCAUUACUCACAGCGAACGGCCUAUUCCCAAAAAUGGCUUCACCCGACAUGCCUAAGGAAAAACGCACAGGGUGUGGUGAAAGUAUUGUGCUGAAUGGAGCACACAAAUGUUCUGGUAAACAAGCCCCUAAGGAUGACGACGACAAGCCCAAGGAAGUGUGCAAAGGAUGUGGUAAAAGUUUUGUGCGGAUUAGUAGGCACAAAUGUACCGUUGAACAAUCCCCUGAGGAUGACAACGAUAAGCCCAAGGAAGUAUGCGAAGGGUGUGGUGAAAGUAUUGUGGAGAAUGGGGCACACAAAUGUACUGGUAAACAAGCCCCUAAGGAUGACGACGACAAGCCCAAGGAAGUGUGCAAAGGAUGUGGUAAAAGUUUUGUGCGGAUUAGUAGGCACAAAUGUACCGUUGAUCAAUCCCCCGAGAAUGACGACGAUAAGCCCAAGGAAGUAUGCGAAGGGUGUGGUGAAAGUAUUGUGGAGAAUGGGGUACACAAAUGUACUGGUAAACAAGCCCCUAAGGAUGACGACGACAAGCCCAAGGAAGUGUGCAAAGGAUGUGGUAAAAGUUUUGUGCGGAUUAGUAGGCACAAAUGUACCGUUGAUCAAUCCCCUGAGAAUGACGACGAUAAGCCCAAGGAAGUAUGCGAAGGGUGUGGUGAAAGUUUUGUGGGGAUCGGAGCACACAAAUGUACCGGCGAUCAAUCCUCUAAGGAUGAGGACAAACCAAAGGAAGUGUGCAAAGGAUGUGGUAAAAGUUUUAUGCGGAUUAGUAGGCACAAAUGUACCGUUGAUCAAUCCCCUGAGAAUGACGACGAUAAGCGCAAGGAAGUAUGCAAAGGGUGUGGUAACAUUUUUGCUCGGAUUGGUAGACACAAGUGUACCGUUGAUCAAUCCCCUGAGGAUGACCACGAUAAGUCCAAGGAAGUGAGCAACAGAUGUGGUAAAGGUUUUGUGCAGAAUGGGACACACAAAUGUUCUGGUAAACAAGCUCCUAAGGAUAACGACGACAAGCCCAAGGAAGUAUGCAAAGGAUGUGGUAAAAGUUUUGCUCGGAUUGGUAGACACAAAUGUACCGGUAAUCAAUCCCCUGAGGAUGACGAGGAUAAGCCCAACGAAGUAUACGAAGGGUGUGGUGAAAGUAUUGUAGAGAAUAGGGCACACAAAUGUACUGGUAAACAAGCUCCUAAGGAUAACGACGACAAGCCCAAGGAUGUAUGCAAAAGAUGUGGUAAAAGUUUUGCUCGGAUUGGUAGACACAAAUGUACCGUUGAUCAAUCCCCUGAGGAUGACGACAAGCCCAAGGAAGUAUGCGAAGGAUGUGGUAAAAGUUUUGUGCGGAUUAGUAGGCACAAAUGUACCGUUGAUCAAUCCCCUGAGGAUGACAACGAUAAGUCCAAGGAAGUAUGCGAAGGGUGUGGUGAAAGUAUUGUGGAGAAUGGGGUACACAAAUGUACUGGUAAACAAGCCCCUAAGGAUGACGACGACAAGCCCAAGGAAGUGUGCAAAGGAUGUGGUAAAAGUUUUGUGCGGAUUAGUAGGCACAAAUGUACCGUUGAUCAAUCCCCUGAGAAUGACGACGAUAAGCCCAAGGAAGUAUGCGAAGGGUGUGGUGAAAGUAUUGUGGAGAAUGGGGUACACAAAUGUACUGGUAAACAAGCCCCUAAGGAUGACGACGACAAGCCCAAGGAAGUGUGCAAAGGAUGUGGUAAAAGUUUUGUGCGGAUUAGUAGGCACAAAUGUACCGUUGAUCAAUCCCCUGAGAAUGACGACGAUAAGCCCAAGGAAGUAUGCGAAGGGUGUGGUGAAAGUAUUGUGGAGAAUGGGGCACACAAAUGUACUGGUAAACAAGCCCCUAAGGACAACAACAAGCCCAAGGAAGUAUGCAAAGGAUGUGGUAAAAGUUUUGCUCGAAUUGGUAGACACAAAUGUACCGGCGAUCAAUCCUCUAAGGAUGAGGACAAACCAAAGGAAGUGUGCAAAGGAUGUGGUGAAAGUUUUGCUCGGAUUGGUAGACACAAGUGUACCGGUAAUCAAUCCCCUGAGGAUGACGACGAUAAGCCCAACGAAGUAUACGAAGGGUGUGGUGAAAGUAUUGUAGAGAAUGGGGCACACAAAUAUACUGGUAAACAAGCCCUUAAGGACAACGACAAGCCCAAGGAAGUAUGCAAAAGAUGUGGUAAAAGUUUUGCUCGGAUUGGUAGACACAAAUGUACCGUUGAUCAAUCCCCUGAGGAUGACGACAAGCCCAAGGAAGUAUGCGAAGGGUGUGGUGAAAGUUUUGCGCAGAUUGCUAGGCACAAAUGUACCGUUGAUCAGUCCCCUGAGGAUGACGACGAUAAGCCCAAGGAAGUAUGCGAAGGGUGUGGUAAAAGUUUUGUGCGUAUUGGUAGACACAAAUGUACCGGUGAUCAGUCCCCUGAGGACAACGAUAAGCCGUUGGAAGAAUGCAAAGAGUGUGGUGGAAGUUUUGUGGCGAUUGGAGCACACAAGUGUACCGGCGAACAAUCCCCAAAUGACGCCAAGCCGAUGGAAGAAUGCAAAGGAUGUGGUAAAGGUAUUGAGUGGAUUGGGGAACACAGGUGUACAGGUAACCAAUUUCCUAAGUACGACGACAAGCCUAAGGAAAAAUGCACAGGAUGUGGUGAAAAUUUUACCUGUCUUGCAGAACACAGAUGCAAAAGUGGAGAAGACUUCUCCUUCGCCGAACGCUGUGAAAUAUGUAAAAAUAUUACCCAGGGCAGUCACGAAUGUAAACCGCCAGUCACGAGCCUACCAGAGGUGUCACGUGAUCCGAUCUACAAUCUCAAUCCUAAAGCUGCAUUAGGCCGAAUUAUUGAGGAGGUCAAGUUAGACAAGGGAGAUAUCACAGACGGAGCAGGAUUUAUUAAGGAUCUAAUGCAAAACUUUGUAAAAGAUCUAAAUGAGCUUGACCCACAUUUCCAGUGGAAACUCCUGACAUCAGGGUCAUAUUAUGAAAAGGUCAAGGUUUGCAAGCCAAAUGAGUUCGAUCUGAUGAUUGUCGCCACGCCCCCCUGUGAAGCUCACUAUGCACCCUCCAGCCCAGACUACUGUUCUGUUGAAAUUGCUGAGCCUAAGCGAUCGGCCAUGUCGGAAUUAUUAACGGAUGGGAAAUGGUUGAGCCCCAAAGCUGUAAAAGCACACGUUUUGAGAUUGCUUCCCAAAGCUCUGGAACAAUUUCGUCUUUCCAAACGCUUUGCUUCUGAAGUGGUACAAAGUACAAAAAGUCCAGCGCUUAAUCUCCGAUGCACACGAAAAGCUUACCACGGAGAAAGCGCCUAUUCUGUUACUUACGACGUUGAUUUGGUGCCAAGCAUGGAACUUCCUACAUUUCCCCCAUUCGCAGCGCACAAGAAGAAAUAUCAGAACAUGAAAACACACGUUGUUGCCAAGACUGCUACAGAAGAAAUGCAGUUUGAAUGUAACAAGGACAAACUCUGGCGCGUCUCUUUCUCAAACAUUGAAAAGAGCAUAAUUUUGCACGCUGACCGUGGUCAGAUGACAUGUCGCAAACUGGUUUUCAGAGUCUUAAAGUACAUUCUGGAGAAAGCCAAAGAGGAAUACAACAUACAGGACUUAUGCUCGUAUCAUAUUAAAACGUUCAUGCUGUAUCAGUACGACGAGUGGCCCGCAGAUGAGAGUUGGUGCAAUGCUAGGCUACGGACACGCCUCCACCAUUGUAUUUCACAACUUCAGAGGGUUCUGACGGACAAGAAAUUAUUUCACUACUUCUUAACGUCUGUCAACUUGGCAGAGAACCUGAAGGAUAGAGAUAUUGACAGCUUUGUUCGAGUAUUGGACGAUUACAUAAGAAAUAUUUAGUAUUUUUGCUCAUUUGAAAGUGCCAUAUAAAACAAAGGGAAAAUGCUUAUUGUAACAGCUUGUGACUAUACGUUAAGACUUUUUGUUCCACAGUAUGUUUCUUAGAUGUUUGUAAAUAUGCUUACUAAAUUCAUACCAUGUAAAUCAUAUUGCGCGCAAUCGGUCUGGUUUUAAAGUGUGUGUAUAUUAAAUGUUAUGACAGCACAGCAUUCUGAGUAACUCUAGACAAGUGACAUGUAAUAAAUUGCAAUUAACACCACUGAUUUUUACCUAAAUCCACUGAAGCCAUGGUGACAGGAGGC
Molecule: messenger RNA, 4451 nt
Organism: Liolophura sinensis
Lineage: Eukaryota; Metazoa; Mollusca; Polyplacophora; Chitonida; Chitonidae
Product: zinc finger protein 850-like
Exons: 5
Coding region: 346-4149 (1267 amino acids)
Source: RefSeq, a predicted model, not a curated record